This is a messenger RNA of Arachis stenosperma, 791 nucleotides long. Its product is annotated as CEN-like protein 1. The transcript is spliced from 4 exons. Bases 42 to 566 code for a protein of 174 amino acids. NCBI's taxonomy places the organism in Eukaryota, Viridiplantae, Streptophyta, Magnoliopsida, Fabales, Fabaceae. Gene Ontology annotation, cellular component: cytoplasm; nucleus. The record is from RefSeq and is a predicted model, not a curated record. Gene Ontology annotation, biological process: vegetative to reproductive phase transition of meristem; negative regulation of flower development.
UUCACUUCAUAUUCUUCUUCUUCUUUUCUUUCUUUUUAACAAUGGCAAAGAUGUCAUCUUCAGAUCCUUUAGUUCUUGGAAGAGUGGUUGGAGAUGUCAUCCACUCUUUCAAUCCAAGUGUUCAAAUGUCUGUCACUUACAACACCAAACAAGUCUUCAAUGGCCAUGAGUUCUUCCCUUCUGCUCUUACCACUAGGCCUAAGGUUGCCAUUGAUGGUGGUGACAUGAGGACUUUUUACACACUGAUCAUGACAGAUCCUGAUGUUCCUGGACCAAGUGAUCCUUAUCUGAGAGAACAUUUGCACUGGAUGGUUACAGACAUUCCUGGCACAACAGAUGCCACAUUUGGGAAAGAGAUAGUGAGCUAUGAAAGCCCUAAGCCACAGAUAGGGAUACACAGGUAUGUGUUUGUGUUGUUGAAGCAAAAGAGAAGGCAGAGUGUAACCCCACCAAGUUCAAGGGAUCACUUCAACACUAUCAACUUCUCUGCUCACUCUGACCUUUCUCUUCCUGUUGCUGCUGUCUACUUCAAUGCUCAGAGAGAAACCGCCGCUAGAAGACGCUAAUUCAUAUAUAUAUAUAUAUGUAGCUGCAUGCACACCUAUAUAUAUUUAUUAUUAGUAAAUAUAUAAAUAAAUAAAGCAAGAAGCAUGCAAGCAAGGUUAUUAGGUUAUGUUUCUUUCUAUGGCUAUAUAUCAUCAUCAUCAUCAUGAAGAAUGAAAAGGGUAUGGCACGUGGCUUCUUCUCAUAGGUGGUGUUAAUCUUGGAUAUAUAGUUUAGGUGUCACUUAU